Rhododendron vialii is the source of this 2910-nucleotide messenger RNA. RefSeq names its product ABC transporter B family member 26, chloroplastic. Bases 245 to 2359 code for a protein of 704 amino acids. Gene Ontology annotation, biological process: transmembrane transport. The record is from RefSeq and is a predicted model, not a curated record. The transcript is spliced from 18 exons. Gene Ontology annotation, molecular function: ATP hydrolysis activity; ABC-type transporter activity; ATP binding. Lineage: Eukaryota; Viridiplantae; Streptophyta; Magnoliopsida; Ericales; Ericaceae. Gene Ontology annotation, cellular component: membrane.
AAGCCGGGAAAAACUACUGGACGUGUUUUAGGCAACACCACUGGGGUGUCGGACUCGUCGUUGAAGGUAAUUGCGUUGAGUGUCGUGUCGGUCCUCUCUUUCGCCACCGUCAAUUCCUCGGAAUUUAAAACGUGCAAUCUACGCAGGCUUACCUCCCGUUCAGGGUCCCCUUGUCUGGCAAUUGCCUCUCUCUCUCUCUCUCUCCAGACUCCAGAGCCAGUGAGUUUAUGCUCACUCCCCAACCAUGUCUCUAAUCCUCCCCCAUCUCCAACCCCGCCUCAUUCCUUUCCUCCACCACAAACCCACCUCCAUCUACCCCAAUCUCAAACCUCUCGCUUUCUCCGCCAAACCCAAAACCAAAUUCCAAUCCAACCCCUCCGUCUCACGCUCCAACACAAGGUUUCGCCGCACCUACGUCCCAAAAUCGGCUUCCGUCAACGGAUUCCCAUUGCAGAGCGACUCAGAAGUGUCUCCGAGAGACGUUGGGGUAAACAAUGCGGAGUUAUCUGAGAAGCUGCGAAGGUGGAUUGCUUUCGUCAGGUCGGUUUUGCCCGGUGGGAGCUGGUGGAGCUUCUCCGAGGACGUGGAUGUUGUGUUGACGGCCAAGCCCGUGACGGUGUUGCGAGCGCUCCAGCGGAUGUGGGAGUUGAUUGCCAAGGACCGGUGGAUUAUCUUUGCUGCCUUUGCUACGCUUAUUAUUACUGCUCUCGCGGAGAUUUCCAUACCACAUUUCUUGACAGCAUCAAUAUUUUCGGCACAAAGUGGUCAAAUCGUUGUGUUCCAGCGGAACGUGCAUCUCUUGAUUCUACUGUGUGUAACUGCCGCAAUUUGCAGUGGUCUCCGAGGUUGCUGUUUUGGCAUUGCUAAUAUGAUCCUUGUCAAACGGAUGAGAGAAACUUUAUAUUCCGCUCUUCUUUAUCAGGAUAUAUCGUUUUUUGACUCCGAAACAGUUGGUGAUUUGACUAGUAGGCUUGGAGCAGAUUGUCAGCAAGUGUCACGUGUUAUUGGAAAUGAUCUUAAUAUGAUAUUACGCAAUGCUCUUCAGGGUACAGGUGCAUUGAUUUACUUGUUGAUUUUGUCCUGGCCACUUGGAUUAUGUACUUUGGCUAUAUGCUGUAUUCUGUCAGCCAUUAUGCUUCUAUACGGCAAGUACCAAAAGAAAGCAGCAAAGUUAACCCAAGAAUUCACUGCUUCUGCCAAUGAAGUUGCACAGGAGACAUUCUCUUUGAUGAGAACCAUUCGAGUUUAUGGAACUGAGAAACAAGAACUUGGCAGGUACAAGCAUUGGCUGGGGAAGUUAGCUGAUAUAAGUUUGCGGCAAAGUGCUGCUUAUGGGCUUUGGAACCUGAGCUUCAACUCUCUCUAUCAUUCAACACAGGUUAUUGCUGUGCUGAUAGGAGGGAUGUCUAUUCUGCAUGGUAAAAUAACAGCAGAGCAAUUGACAAAGUUCAUAUUGUACGGUGAAUGGCUGAUUUUUUCGACAUGGUGGAUUGGAGACAGUUUUUCAUCUUUGAUGCAAUCUGUUGGUGCAAGUGAAAAAGUCUUCCAAUUGAUGGAUUUUUUACCAAGUGACCAGUUCCUAGCUCAAGGAUUAAAGUUGCCAGAGCUGAGGGGGCAUAUUGAGUUUGUGAAUGUAUCCUUUCAUUAUCCUUCAAGAGCAAUGGUACCUGUACUGAAAAAUUUAAACGUUUCAGUGCAUCCUAAUGAAGUAGUUGCAAUUGUUGGUCUUAGUGGUAGUGGGAAAAGCACUCUUGUAAAUCUUCUUCUUCGUCUUUAUGAGCCAACAAGUGGUCAGAUUUUAAUUGAUGGCCUCCCUCUUAAGGACUUGGACAUCAAGUGGUUGAGGCAACGAGUUGGAUAUGUGGGACAGGAACCCCGACUCUUCCGUUUGGAUGUAAGUUCAAACAUAAGAUACGGAUGCGUGCGAUGUAUAACGCAGGAGGAUGUGGAAUGGGCUGCCAAGCAGGCGUAUGCUCACGACUUCAUCCUAUCACUACCUAAUGGUUACCAAACAAUUGUUGAUGAUGACUUGCUCAGUGGAGGACAAAAGCAACGAAUUGCAAUUGCUCGCGCCGUUCUUAGGGACCCAAACAUUUUGAUCCUUGACGAAGCCACUAGUGCUUUAGAUGCAGAGAGUGAGCACAAUGUCAAGGGUGUCCUUCGUGCCGUAAGGAGUGACAGGAAAACCCAGAGAGCCGUCAUAAUAAUUGCACACAGACUCUCCACAAUACAAGCUGCUGACAGAAUAGUGGUAAUGGAUGGUGGUCAAAUUGUUGAGAUGGGCGACCACAUUGAGCUUCUGACUAAAAAUGGCAUGUACGCACGACUAACCAAGAGACAAGCUGAUGCUGUGGCAUGAUAUGCAACAAAUUGACGCUGAUGUUCUUGUGUGUGUUUUUCUGCAAAGAUGUUGACUUUUUUCUUCAGAGAAUGCUGUGCUUUGGUAGCAGUAUGGAGUUGAAUCAGUGCAUUUUCACUGAUUACCAUUUUUACCAUUUGCAAUAGCAUCAGUCCAGCGAAGAAGAGUUCGGAAAUUUUCCUGAAUGAGGAACUAAAGUAUAUAAUUGAAGCAGUUGCAGAGCACCCGUAUCAAAGUUCUUGGCAGGGCAGCGUCAUCCUUGAUUUGAUACAUCUUAUUCUUUACUCUGAAUUUACUUACAUUUUUUAAUAAGAACCCUUGAAUAAGGUUUAAUGCCACACAGUGUAACUUGCGUAUCUCCACUCUGUGGAGUUCUGUCUUCUUUGAGGUACCAUCUUGUUAGGGGGAAGAAAUUCCCAUCACAGCAACCAAGCCAUUGUAAAGUAUACGGGCUUUUUACAACACUUCUUUUUGUCACAAGACACAUAAAUAAUACUAGUGAAUAUGCCCAUGAGGUGUGUAUGACAUUUUACAGUUGGCGGUUUCUUUAA